Messenger RNA from Saimiri boliviensis boliviensis (Bolivian squirrel monkey), 1287 nucleotides. RefSeq names its product MAK16 homolog (gene MAK16). Gene Ontology annotation, cellular component: preribosome, large subunit precursor; nucleolus. Gene Ontology annotation, biological process: maturation of LSU-rRNA; maturation of 5.8S rRNA. The record is from RefSeq and is a predicted model, not a curated record. NCBI's taxonomy places the organism in Eukaryota, Metazoa, Chordata, Mammalia, Primates, Cebidae.
CGGAAGAAGCAUGUCAGCGCCCGGGAUCCGGCUGGACGCUGCACGCUGAACCGCGGACACCAUGCAGUCGGAUGAUGUUAUCUGGGAUACACUAGGAAACAAGCAAUUUUGUUCCUUCAAAAUAAGAACCAAGACUCAGAGCUUCUGCAGAAAUGAAUACAGCCUGACUGGACUCUGUAAUCGGUCAUCUUGUCCCCUGGCAAAUAGCCAGUAUGCAACUAUUAAAGAAGAGAAAGGACAGUGCUACUUGUAUAUGAAGGUUAUAGAACGAGCAGCUUUUCCUCGGCGUCUCUGGGAACGGGUCCGGCUUAGUAAAAACUAUGAGAAAGCACUAGAGCAAAUAGAUGAAAAUCUGAUUUACUGGCCCCGUUUCAUUCGACACAAAUGUAAGCAGAGAUUCACCAAGAUCACCCAAUACCUAAUUCGAAUUAGAAAACUUACACUAAAGCGACAGAAGAAACUGGUUCCUUUGAGUAAGAAGGUGGAACGUAGGGAGAAAAGAAGAGAGGAAAAGGCAUUAAUAGCUGCUCAGCUAGACAAUGCCAUUGAGAAGGAAUUACUGGAGAGACUGAAACAAGAUACGUAUGGAGACAUCUACAACUUCCCCAUUCAUGCCUUUGACAAGGCCCUGGAACAACAGGAGGCAGAAAGUGACUCUUCAGAUGCUGAGGAAAAAGAUGAUGAAGAUGAUGAUGAGGAAGAUGUGGGGAAAAGAGAAUUUGUCGAAGAUGAUGAGGUAGAUGAGAGUGACCUAAGUGAUUUUGAGGAUAUGGAUAAACUGGAUGCCAGCAGUGAUGAAGAUCAGGAUGGUAAAUCCUCCAGUGAAGAGGAAGAAGAAAAGCCCCUUAGUGUGAAACACAAAGGCAAAAUGCCCUUGAAAGGACCACUGCGGAGAAAACGAGCCUAUGUGGAAAUAGAAUAUGAGCAAGAGACAGAGCCCAUGGCCAAGGCCAAAACCACGUGAUUUCUCUUUAAACACUUAUACCAGGACUGAACAUACAGAACUACUUUUUUUUUUUUAAUCUUAAUCAUAUAAACACCUCCAGUUUUUGCUCUUUUGUGUUGUACUAAACACAAUAUUUGUGUUUUUAUUAUUUAUGCCACAUCAGUGAGGCAAGAAAUCUGGAGUGAGUGAAAAUCUGGAGUGAGUGAAGAAAGCCCUAAGUUGUGAACGAGAGUGUUUUUAUAGCAUAUGUGUUGAAGUAACAGCUUGUGCCCAAGAAAUUUAACAGAUGAGUUCUUGAAUCUGGAAUGAGAUGAUGGAUGUAAAUAUUUCUAAAUUUUAAA